UGUGGAGGAAGUGCAGCCGGGCGGCCGGUUGUUCCCGAGCUGCUCGUAUGUCGGCACUUUGCAAUACCUCCGCGACGCCUUCGCCAGUCUCGGCCUCCAGGCACAUGGAAAGCCCGGGACACAGUCCCUGCGCCGGGGGGCGCUUCAGACAAUGGAAUCG
Amoebophrya sp. A120 is the source of this 160-nucleotide messenger RNA. NCBI's taxonomy places the organism in Eukaryota, Dinophyceae, Syndiniales, Amoebophryaceae. The record is from the annotation of a GenBank genome assembly.